Scleropages formosus (Asian bonytongue) is the source of this 6447-nucleotide messenger RNA. It is a transcript of the gene syne3, whose product is annotated as spectrin repeat containing, nuclear envelope family member 3. Gene Ontology annotation, biological process: nuclear migration. NCBI's taxonomy places the organism in Eukaryota, Metazoa, Chordata, Actinopteri, Osteoglossiformes, Osteoglossidae. Gene Ontology annotation, cellular component: cytoplasm; nuclear outer membrane; meiotic nuclear membrane microtubule tethering complex. The record is from RefSeq and is a predicted model, not a curated record. The coding region runs from base 148 to 3807 and encodes 1219 amino acids. The transcript has 18 exons. Gene Ontology annotation, molecular function: actin filament binding.
UUAUUAUCCGUAUAUUGGGUCAUGGAAACGCUUUAGUUCGAUGUGGGUACUCACAAAUGAAUGGAUAGCGAGGCAGAAGACUGCAUUUAUUUUGACCUUUCGGAAACGGAGCCUGCAUCCCCUUUCAGCCCUGUCUGACCCAUCGCCAUGACUCAGCAGGAGCAGGCUGAGUUUGGGCAGAGCCUGGAGGCAGCUCUCUCCUGGAUGCGUGCAGCGCAAGAGAGGCUUCGGCUCAGUGACAACACGCAGGGCCCCAGAGAUGCACUAGAGUCUAGACUCAGAGAAACAGAGGAAAUCCGUGAGUCUGAGCACGAGGGUCGGCUGAAAGUGGACAUUGCACUGGAGGCAGCAGACCCUCUGCUGCAAAAUGGCAAUGAUGACAUCAAGCAGGACACACAUGCUAAGCUGAAGGAGCUCAAAGCAAUGUGGGAGGAGACGUCCACCUACAUCAUCCACUGCCACAGCCGGAUCGAGUGGGUGUGGCUUCACUGGGGCGAGUACCUCAAGGCACAUGAGGAGUUUGGCCUCUGGCUGAGCAGGAUGCACUGCAUGCUGGAGCCCCAGCUGGAGCUGCAGCUGGAUGCUCGUGAAAAGCUGUGGCAGUUGGACCACCACCGGGUGAUACUCAGUGAUGUACAGGGCCAGGCGGUGUUGCUGGAGAGGCUGCUGGAUGAGGCUCUGGCCCUACAUGGCCGCACCGAAGAUCCCAGUGUAGGGCCCAAGGCGCUGCAAGAACUUCAGGGUGCCUACGACGAGAUCCGGAACAAGGCUCAGGAAAGGGUGGCGCAGCUGGAGAAGAUUGCGGAAGACCACCAGACGUACAGUCGCUGCGUCCAGGAGUUUCAAGCUUGGUUAGACUCCAAGACGGAGGAGCUGAAUCACUGCUUGGGGGGAGAAAACAGUGCUUCCAACAAGCUCCAUGCCCUGCAGGAUCUGUAUGAGAGUGUCACAAAUGAGGAGGACACUGUGCUGCACUUGGAAGCCAGGGCAGAAGCCGUGAAAGCCAAAACCUCCCCGGCAGGUGCAGAGGUGGUGACCAAAGAGGCUGAGCACCUGCGUGAACUCUGGGAUUGUCUGAGACAGCAUCUCCUCAGGGAGCACGAGGCCCUCCAUGCCAUCCAGCUCUCGGCCGACGACUGCAAGGCCCGCGUCUUGCGCCUUCGUGCCGACGCCUCUCAGCUGCACAAAUUGCUCCAGGGACUGAGCCGGGACCUGGAAGCCAAAGGAGGGGAGAGGACCGAGGAGGAGAUGGUGGCCAUGUGGAGGAAGUUCGUGAAUGUCCGCAGCUCCCUGGCAGCUGAGGAGCCACUCGUGGAGGAGCUCAAGAGCCAGCUGAAGGAUCUCUUUCGUUGCUCCCAGGAUGCUGGUCCAGUGUCUGAAGAGGUGCUGGCUGUGGUCAAGGAAUACCAGGGGGUUAAAAGUCGUGCAUCAAAGCUCUCGGCGGAGGCUGAAGCAGACCUCAGGCAGGUUCUGCAGGACCCACUGCGAGGCUACAGACAGUGGGCCACGCUGGCCACACAGGUUCUGGAAGCAUCGGCUGAGGCAUCAGAGUUUUCCCACCUUGCCCUGGUGGUGCAGAAGAUGGAGAAGCUGCUUAAGCAAAGCCUUCAGCUCCAGGAGCGACUGAGCCUGCUGCAGGUGAAAGGGGACCUGCUGAGCAGUGUGUUCAGCGCCGAAAAAGCUGCCAGCACACUCGCAGAGCUGGGCACGGCUGUGAAGGAGAGAGAGCACUUACACAGCCAGCUUGUUCAGAAAAAGAGUCACCUGCAGGAUUUGCUGUUGAGAUCUAAGGACUUCGGGGAUAUGUGUGACUCUACCUGCAAACGGUUGUUGCUCAUCAAAGAAAGGCUCAAAGCAGCUGCUGAGCUCCAGCCUGAUAUAUUGGCCAAGAAAAGCCAGUACGAUCAGCUCAUGAUUGUCAAGAAGGACUUGGAGGACUGCGAAGCACACAUCACAGCCCUGGAGACCCUUGUCUCAUCAAGCAUUUCCAACCGACGCAGAUUUGAUCAACUAUACGCAGAAUGGAGAGAUCUAUACAAAGAUGUCAGACUGAAGGUGAGCGAGAGCGAGCAGAACAUCACUGAGCAUGAGAACUUCCAUGAGAGCCUGCUGUCAGUGGAGAAGUGGCUGAUGAUCAUGAGGCAGAAACUGGAGUCAUUCUGCAGUUCGGCUGGCGAGUGGAGCAUAGAGAAUCGGCGCACGGAAGCGGAGAGAGCACUGGGAGAAUUUCCUGAGAGGGAGUUACAGCUACACAGAACUGAGGCCCAGGGUCAAAAGGUGCUGCUGCACACAUCUGAAGAUGGGAAGGUGCAUAUUGUGCGGGACCUGCAACGUUUGCGGGAGUCCUGGAUGUCGCUCCAUGCCCUCAGUCUCAACAUUUACAGGUUGCUCAGUGGCAAUGAGGCAGCUGGGAGCAGAGAUGUCCCUGGAGAAAUGGAGGGUCCAACUGGGACAGGCAGAGUGUUUUCACCAGCAGAGGGAAAGGACCAGAUCACAAUGAGUGCAUCAGAUCCAAUUCCUGGAGAUUAUUCUGGAGGAAAAAGUGAGGGACUUGGGUGCAGGGUGGAAGGCUUUGAAGAAAUAGACUGUAGACCGAAUAUUAUAACUGGGGGGAAGGGAUUGUAUCUGAGGCAGUAUAUAAGGGCAGGAGGGGAGGGAAUACAUUCAGGUCUGGGUCUAGGGCCUGGUGGGGAAAGAUCUUCUGUAGGACAGGAUAUCGUUAAAACUGCACCAGCACUUGGUGUCCAGCAGAGUGGGGACGCUGGUGGGAAUUUUGGAUCUCUCAGUAAGCUCUUUGGUCGGGGUAUGGAGACAGAAGACAGAUCAGGCUCCAAGUUUGACGAUAAAGGUCUAGGCCAGAGUUCUCAAGCUGGUAUGCUGUCUGGGUCUAGUGGACACUAUGAAACUCCUGAGGAACUGGAUGUGGAUGACACAUCCAUCCAUACUGAAGGACUGUGUCAGAGAAGAAUGAAGGAUACAAAACAAAGCAGUGGCUCAGACUUUCCCAGCCAGUGGGAUCAUGGGAUUGAUAUGCUGGAUGCAGAGGGUAGACCCAGCCAUAAUGAUUCUGGAAAAUAUAAGGAAGGGAGUCGUGUUCUGACCAAAUACCAGAUCCAAACUUGGAACAGGGGAGGAAAUACUCAUAGUGUGAGAACCAGGAGUGUGACUGGAACAGGAGAUAAGUCAAUGGGAAACAUAACUACUGUGGCAGGAGCAACGUCCAAGCACGGAUCCAUUCAGCACAGACAGGUAGGUUCAAUGGAGACCCAGUAUCAGGCUGACCCUAAGUUAAAGAGGGAAUUUGAAGUUUGGCUGAAAGCUGAGAACAGUAAACUCUGCAAGAUCUUGGGCCAGAAAGGACAACUGAGCUCCAAGGAGCUGAAGGCCAGGGAUGAGGGCCUUAAGAAUCUGCAGUCGCACGUGGCCUGGGGCCAGAAUCUGUUUCAGAAGCUUCUGGCCUCACAGGGUGUUGGAAAUGAGGAUGAGGAGCAGGACUUGGAAGAGCUGAGGUACCGCUGGAUGCUCUACAAGUCUCAGCUGAAGGAUGCUGUGGACCUGAAUGCCAGGCUGAGGCAAACGGAUGCUGGUGUUGUGAGGGAGGAACCCAUGAAGUUAAGAAAGAAGCGCUCUACAUUCCUGUCACGCGUGUGCUGGGCCGCAUUGCCUCUACAGUUGCUCCUCCUGGCCCUUCUCCUACUCGCAUUUCUCCUUCCACUGACGGAUGAAGGCGCGAGCUGCUCCCUUGCCAACAAUUUUGCCCGCUCCUUCAGUGUGAUGCUGCGCUACAACGGGCCACCGCCCACCUGAGAACGGUGUGGACUACUGAUGAUGCACCCCCACCCACCACCCAUACUCUACAGCAGCGGUUGCCAUCCCCUGCUCUGGUAAACACAAUGGUAUGCAGGCUUUUGUUCCAACCUUCAAGGAGUCAGCAGCAGACAGCAGCUUAGCCAAAGAUUCGCUAUUUCCUCACAUAGUGGUGUGUAUCUCUGCAUUGUGAUCAUUAUACUAAUAUGAAAACCCAAACUAGAUACCAUGAAAUUGAUAUCUAAUGGCAUAAAUGUGGCUCUGAGCAUCUGACUUUGCAGGAUGUGUAAGUCAGUCCUCAAAUUUAAUAUAUGGCAUUACACGGUUAAAUAGAUAAUGACUAUUUAAAAUAAGAAUAUACAAGUUCUUUAAACACUGUAAAAAGCACACAAGUGUUUGUAACAGUAAAUGGGUAACAUUUUUGCUUAAAGACUUGAGGCAAAUGCUGUUUGUUUAAUGAGGCAGAGGUUGGAAUAAAACCCAUAUAUUGUCAAUUUCCAGAACAAGGAUUGCGACCGCUGUUCUACACAGCCUCAACAUAAAGCCAAAUACAUAAUGACAUACUUUUCGGAGGCAUUCACUUGUAGGAAAACUCCCUUUACUAUGAAAGUCAUUGUAGGUUCUGAAAAAAAGUGCAAAGUGAAGCAAUAUAAAAAACAAAAUUGGCAUAUUUGGUGUUUCUACUCAAACACCGAUGUUGGAUUCAACUUAUGAACAGAUCCGUUGUCCCAUGAUUGUCCACAAGCUCCUAUAAAUCCAUUUAAUCCCUAUAAGCCUGAAUAAAUUGCACUUAAAGCUAAUUCAUUUAAAUGGGAAGUCUGAAGAAACUGUUGGUGCCAUUCUUAAGUGAGCUGCCUUGUCAUGUUCGGCAUAAAUAAAACUCAUAGUUGUAAACUGUACAAAUUUUAAUGUUCUUUAACAUGCUACAUACUGGUCAAGUUGUACAUGAAUUUUACAGGCAGUGUAAAUGAAAUAGCUGCUUGAAAUUUUUUUUUAAAAAAUCUACAUUACUCAUGUGACAUGAAGACUUGUUUUAUUAAUUGGCAUUGACUUGUUCAUGAAGUGAUCAGAAAGCUAUGGACAGAAUUAUGAAGUAUAAGGGAUGAACAACAGUCCCAAAAACAAGACUUAUAUAUGCAGUUUAUGGUGUUUACUUCAAACUGAAAUGUUAGCUGUUGACAAGAGUACUGUAUGAGCAAGCACUCAACACAGUCAUGUUUAAAAAAUCAUUAAUCAUGAAAAAUAUUUUAAUGUAAUAUAUGAAGUUUCAGCAGAACAUAAAAGGUGUGGGCCAACUUUUUAAAGUAAAAGUAUGUAAAUAUAAUAUAAAGCACUGAAAAGUGUCUGUUUACUUAAUAUGCAGCAAGCCUGUUAGGUUCAUAGAACCUCUAGCAGUACCUUCAGUUAUGUGUUGGUAGCACUGUGUGCUACAUGCAAGCCAUGUUUAGUUUUGUGCAAGUCUAGAUUACACCGAUCCAUUUGUCAGGAGUUUCCCGAUUCUAGAACUUGGUGGCCUUUUUACCUCCCUACAGUUUGGCUAUAUUAAUGUGAAAGUGAUAUUACCCCCUAAGCAGUAAACAAGGAAAUGUAAGUGGAAAACUCAGUUUCUGCUGUGUGUGCUCAUUUAAAGUCUGCCCUCAUUCUCAUAACUAAAGGACUAAAGUGUCACCUGAAGAAUGGGGCAGGUUGCUUCUGCAGUAUUUGUGGAUUCUUGAAAAUUAAACACUUGCACAGAACAAAUUUGUUGCAGACUCUGUAGUUUCACUAUAUGGAGUCCUGCCUUUUCAAAGUUUCACAAAAUGUAGAUUAAUUUUCCCAUGAAUACGGCUUCGGCCUCACCCUCACGUUCUGCACAAAAGUCCUAACCUUUCUAUGUUUCCAGUGAUAUGCAGGAUGGAGUUUCCCUCAGUCCUUUCCAAGUAUUUCAAGUGAUAUGAAACAGUUUUCCCUCUGUCAGAGUGGAGAAGCCUCUGGAUGCUUGGGAAAGUUAGUCCUAUUGAGGCCUUAAGGCUGCCACUAUUUAUGGUGUUACAAUAACUCUGGCUUGACAAUCUCAGAAUGCAUAUGCAAAUCGAAGUGUGAAAGUAGUUGUCGAGCUGAGUAUAAAUAUCAUCUUAUGGUUGCAUGGGUUUGAAGCAGCUUCUGCAUAUGUAGCCACCAGUACUGCUAUGCCUUUAUAAUAUAUUAAUGAAUGUUAAUUAACUAUUGCCUAAUCUGGUCCUGUAUUGAUACAUUUUACUACUUUCAUGAAGAUAUAUGUGGCACCUGAAGGUACAGCUUUGCGGAUAUAUAAUCUUGGCUUCAUUUAAGGAAUAUUUUGAAGGUAUUCUGUGCAUGGUGCAUGAUAUGCAAUAAAAUUUGCAUGUCAGGCUCUGCUUUUCUGACUUUAAAUGCUUUUUAUGGAUCAGAGUAAUAUUGUGUAUAGAGAUCUUCCUUGAAGGAAUGACAGUAAAUUUCAGUAAUUCAUUCCUGUAGCAAUGCAAAUCAUUAAGAGAAAAACCAUCUCAGGCUUGUUCAGAAACGCAAAGCAUUUGUACAGUAGUUAACCUAUUUUAUUGAUGACUGGAGGAAAAUCCUAUUUUUGAAAAUGUAACAUUGCUUAUUAAGCUGGUAUUUUUCUAUGAUACAUAGCCAAUAAAU